GUAAAGACAAUGUCGACAGCAACAGCAACUUGUCGCACUUUUCGACUGAUAUUAAUAUUGUUGAGUAUUUUGUCAGCGAGUAGCCAGGAAAAUAAUGCCAAUACACUGCUACUGAAUGAGAUACUUAGCUAUGUGGACGAGAGUGUCUCUGAGUGCGAUGAUUACUACAGAUACGCAUGUGGUAAGUGGACUGAAGUGCAUGAGAACGAUGACUUUGUGGACCCUUUGGGACUAAUUGAUCAAAAGGUUAAUGGGAAUCUGGUAAAGCUUAUGGCUGAGCUGCAGCAGAAGCAGCAGAGAAGUAAUGUGGAAGCCAAAAUGUUAAGCUUCUAUCAGACAUGUCGGCAGGCAGCGAAUUCGACACGUGCGAGCAAAGGUUAUCUGGAGCUGGUGCCACCAAAUGAGCAAAUACUCUGGCCGCAGUUCAAGCGCCGAUGGGAAGACUGGGAUAGCAGCAAAUUCCAGUGGAUGGAAACAUUGGCUCGCCUCAGACGCUACGGGCUGGCGAAUGUGCUCUUCGACCUGGAUCUGCAAACAGAAAACAACAGCAAAUACCUUGUUGUCAUUGAGAAGCCCAAACUCAAGACAGAAUCAACACAGCUACCGACUGAUCUUCAUGUCCUCAGCCAGAAGCUUCUCGUGCUGGGCGUUAACGAUAGAGAGACUUACUCUCUCGCUAGGCAGGUCACCAUGCUGGAGCAAGGUGUGCGUAAAUUGGUUUUGAAUUCACAAUCGAGUGAAACGGUUGGGGAGAUAACAGUGCACGAGCUGGAGCAGCAAACUGGCGGAGAUUGGCGAAAAUAUUUUGAAAUCUUGCUGAAUCGCACCGUGUCCGCUGACUUUGUGCUGCAAGUUCAGAAUGUGGCAUAUUUAAAGCAGCUAAACCGGACGCUCGCCAGGUGGAAUGCCGAGGUAUUAGCCAGCUACAUUAUGUUGCGCUUUGUCUCGUAUCUGGAGGAGGCGACCAUGGAUAGCAGAGAGCCCAUUGAUUGCGUUCAGGAAUUGAGACGCCACAUGUUACUAGCGACAAAUCUAAUUUAUGAGCAGCGAUUUAUUGGCCCGGACAAAUUGCGAAAGCUUCAAAGGGAUGUUUCGGAGCUGUUGGAGGUGCUGCGCCAGCAGUUCUACAAGAUGUUGAAGUUUAAUCAUCUGGGUCUGAAGAGUAAUCAACUGAAAUUGCUGCGGGACAAGAUGAAGAUGAUGAAACUCAGCUUUGGCAGUAUGCCGAUGCAUACAAAUCAUUCCAGCAUUGUGUCGAGUUUCUAUGAAGACUUGCAGCUGCUUGAGGAUCGUGACUAUGCCAAGAAUCUCUUGCGUUUGUUGGAGUUCGACACUCGUCGCCUGUUCGAGCAGCUGGAUAAGCCGCAUGAUUUCUUCUUACCGGACCCAAACAUGUCCAUGAUUUCGACACCGUUUUAUAUUAGAGAUCAGAAUACCAUCGUUAUGCCCUUUGGUGUACUCGAGGAGCCUUUUUUCCAGCCAGACGCACACGAUAUAUUCAAGACUACCUUGCUGGGCCACCUCAGCCACGAGCUGAUGCACGGCUUCGACUCAUCUGGACUGGACUACGAUAGAGACGGGAACUACAAUGCGCAGAUUCAUAAGAUCACAAGCCUACGGCUGCAUGAGGCGGGAAUAAGCUGUCUCAAUCAAUAUGAAACAGUGGGAAUGGAUGAACGUGAGGCGGACAUUGCUGGCAUUCGUCUGGCAUAUGACGCUUAUUUUGGCCCUGGCUCAAGAUUCAACCAGUCCCAGCCCAGUUUCACGAGCCUGUCUCUGAAGCAGCUCUUCUUCCUCAACUCCAUGCAAUACUUUUGCAACAAGGAACCGCUAAAUGAUGAUGAAGAACACGAUUCCGAUGAUAUCCGUGUCUAUCAAAUGCUGAUCAACUUACCAGCCUUUGCCGAGGCACACGGUUGCCGCCCCGAUGACGAUAAUAUGCAUCCUUCCGCAAAGUGUCGACUUUGGUGAAAUGCUGCAAAAUGUUGCCAUGUUUAUUCUAAAGAAAUAAAAUAAUAUCAUCAAUUUGGACGAGUUGAAUGGAAAGUAUUUUAUUAAUAUGCAGCCAGUUUGCACAAGAGUUAAGAUUUUGAAUAUUUUAUAUUUUGUGCAGGGGAUGCGGAUCUCUUCUCCAUCAAUAUAUAAUGAUUGAAAAACAACUGUAAAUAAUUUGCAUUUCUUUCGCGAUUGAGCUCAUUCAAACUCUACAAGUGAAUAAUUUAAUUAUUAUAUUUUCUUUCACUCGUUACUUAAAACUGUUAAUCCAAUUAAGUUGUAAAUUAUAAUUGCAUUUUGAUUUUUGUAUAAUUUUUGUUAAGCCAACGUCAUUAAAUAUAAUUUUGUAAUUA
Messenger RNA from Drosophila grimshawi, 2348 nucleotides. Its product is annotated as membrane metallo-endopeptidase-like 1. Gene Ontology annotation, molecular function: metalloendopeptidase activity. The coding region runs from base 10 to 1971 and encodes 653 amino acids. The record is from RefSeq and is a predicted model, not a curated record. Gene Ontology annotation, cellular component: plasma membrane. Lineage: Eukaryota; Metazoa; Arthropoda; Insecta; Diptera; Drosophilidae. Gene Ontology annotation, biological process: protein processing. The transcript has a single exon.